Messenger RNA from Funneliformis caledonium, 311 nucleotides. The record is from the annotation of a GenBank genome assembly. NCBI's taxonomy places the organism in Eukaryota, Fungi, Glomeromycota, Glomeromycetes, Glomerales, Glomeraceae.
CGUCACCGGACGUUCAUUUCGCGGAAAAAACGUUUCUGAACACUCAAUUCGCGGAAAAAAUAUCACCAGACGUUCAUUUCGCAGAAAAAGCGUCUCCAGAUGUUCAAUUCGCGAAAAAAACAACACCAGACGUUCAAUUCGCGGAAAAAACGUCACCAGACGUUCAUUUCGCGGAAAAAAUGUCACCAGACGUUCAAUUCACGGAAAAAACAUCACCGGACGUUCAUUUUGCGGAAGAAAAUAUCACCAGAUGUUCAUUUCGCGGAAAAAAACAUCACCGGACAUUCGUUUUGCAGAAAAAAUAUCACUGA